AUGCAUCGCAUGCAAGUUGGACUGUACAUACGUCGAGUCCAUCAAGGCAAGUAUGACGACUCUGAUACAACAUUACCACUAACAUUGCAACCUAGAUCGCGCCAUCGCAGCGGUUCGUUCUGCUACUCUCACAUUCUCCAACAUAUCACUCAGCGUUCGACUUUACCGUCCAGCUACAUCAGGAGCUUGGAGCACAAGGUAAAACAGAUGGAAGACCUUCUUCGCAAGAUCCUUCCUCCGAAAGCAGAUUUAAAGGAGGAGCUUGAGGCCAUUCAAGCACUUCCAGGGCACGCCCCGAGCAUGUUAUCUGCCCUGGUCCACUCGCUGAGCGUCGAAGUACCAGAAGUAGAAGACCGUGACCAUGCACUGGAAAGCAACCUUGAGGAAUUCAAAGACUACAUCCUUGGUUAUCGGUAUCAUGGGAAGUCAAGCUCUUUCCAAUUCAUCCAAGAAGCCUUAGAUACCAAAGCGGGGCAAUCGGGAACCCUGUACCAUGUCACGAAUUUCACUUCUCUGCGAGCCGAGUUUUGGGAUUUCCGCCCGUGGCACAAUCCCCACCGCUAUGUUCCGCAAGGGAUGGACUUCAAAUUUCCACCCGGAGAUCUUAUUCCGACGCUCAUCGACUCGUACUUUAUGUACUUUAAUACGUUUCUUCCCAUCCUCCACCGGCCGACGUUUGAUAAAUCCUUGAAGGAGGGGCUACACUACAAAAAUUACCAGUUCGGGGGAGUCGUUCUGAUCGUCUGUGCGCUCGGUUCCAAAUACGUAGAUGAUCCUCGAGUCCUCAUGGAAGGUGAGCAGUCAAAAUGGUCGAAUGGGUGGAAGUGGGUAGCUCAGGUCACAAGUCGGCGUCGGGCGUUUCCUUCCUUGGAUCCUCCAAACUUGUAUGACACACAAUCUUGCUGUCUUCUUUCUGAAUUUUACCUGAGCUCCUCAGCACCGCAGCAAUCCUGGACCAUAGUGGGCACAACACGUAACAGCCCGGUGAAAAAUACCGUGGAGGCCGAACUGUGGAAACGCGCAUUUUGGGGUCUUGUAUGUAUAGAUAGUGUCCUUAGCUCGGCAUUGGGUCGAGCGUGCGCCAUAUAUGAUGAAGACAUUGAUGUCGACCUACCCGCUGAAUGUGACGAUGAGUAUUGGGAACAUCCUGACCCUCAACAGGCAUUUAGGCAGCCUCCCGGGAAACCGACAAACGUGUCAUACUUGAAUUGUCUCCUACGACUGACACGGUUGAUUAUGAUAUGCAUGCGGACCAUCGUGCGUCCCCCGGAAUUGCUUUCCCAGAUAUUCUUGGCUUACCGGAUGCAGUACUCAUGCCAUAAAUCAAAAGUCCUUUUUGUCCUCAAGAAAGACUGGGAACAGCAAAUAGUCGUCGAGCUUGACUCUGCAUUGGACAAAUGGGUAGACUCUAUUCCAGAGCAUCUACGAUGGGAUCCUGACCGUGCUGACUUGUUGCAUUUCCAUCAAUCCGCGUCCCUUCUAUUGUUAUAUUACCAUCUUCAAAUGUUCAUUCACCUGCCCUUUAUCACGGCUCCAAGCAGCGGCUUUGAUUCCCCCUCCCUAUCUAUAUGUGCAAAUGCCGCACGCUCGUGUUCUCACAUCACAGAACUACAAAUUCAGAGGAAGAACAGUUACUUUCCAUUUGUAUCCAGUGUGCUGUCCUUCAAUGCGGCAGCUGUUCUCCUGAUAAAUAUCUGGGGCGCACGGCGGACAGGGAUGGGCGUUGACGUUGAUAAAGAGAUGGAGGGCGUGCAUAAGUGCAUGCGAGUACUUGCAGAUCUAGAGAUAUGUUAUCAGUAUGCUGGUGUAUUAUGGGAUAUUCUAUACGAGCUAGCGUCCACUGGUGAUCUUCCGCUUCCCAAUUCUAGAGAGAGAGAUAUAGUCGAGUCCUUCAAACUUUCAGAGAAUGCCGACCAGAGGCCGUACGCCGAUCCUCAACAAUCACUAUUCACCCUACCGAUAAAUAAUACGAACCUUGGACGAAUGCCUCUCCACGGGCAGGUUGAUCCGUCAGAUCAUAUCUCUGAUUGGUACAACGCUAAUCCGUACAACUGGGCUGCGGUUCCCGCUACUGUCAGCCAAGUUGAUAAUGUCAUGAGGGCGAUAUGGGAUAGGGCACCUAGCGGAGUAGAACCAGAUUGCUGGAGGGAUCAUGCGGAGUUUUCUGAGAGUCACCCUACGGGAAGGGAGUUUUAG
This is a messenger RNA of Desarmillaria tabescens, 2196 nucleotides long. RefSeq names its product fungal-specific transcription factor domain-containing protein. Bases 1 to 2196 code for a protein of 731 amino acids. Gene Ontology annotation, biological process: DNA-templated transcription. Gene Ontology annotation, molecular function: zinc ion binding; DNA binding. The transcript has 11 exons. Lineage: Eukaryota; Fungi; Basidiomycota; Agaricomycetes; Agaricales; Physalacriaceae. The record is from RefSeq and is a predicted model, not a curated record.